Messenger RNA from Babesia ovata, 1395 nucleotides. Its product is annotated as GNAT family protein. The record is from RefSeq and is a predicted model, not a curated record. Gene Ontology annotation, molecular function: protein-N-terminal amino-acid acetyltransferase activity; beta-tubulin binding. Bases 1 to 1395 code for a protein of 464 amino acids. Gene Ontology annotation, biological process: N-terminal peptidyl-methionine acetylation; post-chaperonin tubulin folding pathway; tubulin complex assembly. Gene Ontology annotation, cellular component: NatB complex. The transcript has 9 exons. Lineage: Eukaryota; Apicomplexa; Aconoidasida; Piroplasmida; Babesiidae.
AUGCGUCGAUCGCCCCAAAAUUGUUCGCACGGCUUACUCGUUGUCGCAGACUGCCUGGAUGGGAAGAAGCGCUACAAGUGUUUGCCUUACGAGAGUUCCGAGAUACAGUGCAUGGACGCUGCGUUUGCCACGUAUCCCGUGGGGUUCAGCUGUUUUACAAGUUGCGGUGAGCUAAAAUGCCCAUCGGACGACUUUAUGACGCCAUCUGUUUCGGAUGAUUUCAAGGUUGGUGCACAUCAUGGUAAAUGUGUAAUAGAGCUCAGCUUGCCGAUUCCAUCUGCGCCUGGUUGCCCCUGCUGCCGGCAUGACGCUGCUGAUGUGCAGCGCGAUGUGGUGACGAUAAGAGCUCCGUUUCCACAAAAAAGCAUCCAGCGUGCACCGUCAAAUUCGGAUACGUCGAGUGUGAUUGCUCAGCGUAAAAGCGGAUUUCCUUCCGUUGCGUAUACGAGGUGCUCGCGUCGUGUUUUAACGAAAAUGAACUUCGCCAUCUGCUUCUCCGCCUUCGUGGCGCUUUUUUCCACCUUAUUUGCCGCAGUCCCCGCCGCCAGUGCCGCUGCUGAGUUCAACAAAGCAUGUUUGAAAGAGUUUAUGGUGCUGAAGAACAACGACCGCUUCGUCGCCCGCCGCUACGGUACCUUCUCCCUGCCGGACGUGUUGCCGCGCAAGCAGGAGGCGGAGCCCGCCAGCGAGAGGCGCAUGACCUUCUCUGACAUCCAUGCGAUACGUCGUAUCGAGAAAGACAGGUUCACCGAACUCUAUGGCUUCGCAGAGUACCUGAUGUUCCUAGUUUAUUACCCUAACCUGUGCUUCGUUAUAGACAUUGAUGGUGAACUCGCAGCCUUUAUAAUUGGCAAAACCGAAAUAGAAGACGGAGUAACGUACGGUCAUGUCACAUCGCUGGUAGUUCGUCCGGCGUUCAGAAGGCAGAAGUUUGCGACGCGUUUGAUGCAAGAGUUUGAAAGGGUGUGUCGCGAGGAGCUAAACUGCGCGUUCAUAAACUUUUUUGUUAACCCGGAGAACGAGGGCGCGCUUUCGCUCUACAAUAAGUUGGGGUACCGCGUACACCGCAGGCUACCGAAGUACUACAACAGCGAGAACGACGCGUUUGAUAUGCGCAAGCCUAUCACUGUGGAAUCAUCCGAAAUUAAGCUUUCCGCAUUGCGCCGUUUGUUGCGCGAGCUGGACUACUACCGCGCCGAGUUGAACACGCUGCGCUCUGAGCUCGCCAAGACUGAGGAAAGCUCCGAGCAGAAGCGAUGGAACAUGUUGAUAUCCGAGAACGUUGCAGUUAUGCACGCUACGCGUGAUAAGAUGGCAGAGUAUUCUCGUGACCUGGCCGAGAUGGGUGUCGAAACACCCGCCGACGUGUUGGCAGCGAUCAACUCCGAUAUUUGA